Beta vulgaris subsp. vulgaris (sugar beet) is the source of this 2664-nucleotide messenger RNA. Its product is annotated as protein REVEILLE 2. Lineage: Eukaryota; Viridiplantae; Streptophyta; Magnoliopsida; Caryophyllales; Amaranthaceae. The record is from RefSeq and is a predicted model, not a curated record. Gene Ontology annotation, molecular function: DNA binding. The transcript has 5 exons. The coding region runs from base 1017 to 2153 and encodes 378 amino acids.
AAAGCGAAAACCCAAAAAAAAAAAGCGAAAAAAGUGGGAGCCGCAAAAAAUUCCAGGUGUCAACAAUUUAUGGCAAGCUCAACUUACAACAUUUCACGCGCGCGAGUAACCGAACAAACACACCCACAAAUCAUCUCAAAAGAACCACUUAACUUAACUCCGGAUAUUUUAUCUUAUCCAAUUAAAAAAAAAAACAAAAAAAACGAAGGGAGUAGAAAAAACAGACAAAGCUACGCCACGUGUAUUAAGCGAACUUUGAACAUGAGCCACAAGCUUCCACUCUCUUCUGGAGAAUUCUUUCAAUAUUUACCCCUAACAAUAACAUUAAAACCCCAAAAUACCCUUCAUACCCCCCAAAAAAAUCCACCCACAUAUACCCCCCUCUUCUCGCUUCCUCAUCCUCCUCCUCCAAAAAAAAAAAAUAUCCUUACACACUUUCUCUCUCUUGCGUGGCAUCCUCUGCGUUUUCUUUCACAUCCUCCAUACUUCCCAAAAUCUUCCGUUUUAUCUCUCUUAUUUGCCUUUCUCUUCGAAUUCCUGAUUUUUGAAAAUUUUCAGGAAUUUUUAAUUAAGCUGAAGAAAGUAGAAAUUCUAAUUUCUGGAGAAUUUUUUUUUUUUUGGAUGUUAAUUUGGUGAAAAUAUUGAGAUCGAAGAAGUUUGUAACCUUGAAUCGAUGCUUUCUUCUACUAUGGUUGCUCAAGAAGAGACUAGUGUACCUCAAUCGAGUUCAGGUGAUGGGGUUUCUGGAAUUCAUUCCGGAGCAGGGGAAAGCCAUGUCCCAAAGGUUUUGAUCAUAACCUUCAUUUUACAUGGCUCCUUACUUGGGGAUCAUUGAUUUCGAAACUUGAAUUGUUCAGUGUGCCUUACUCUUCUUCUGUCCAAUUUCCUUAUCUGAAAACAGAUUCGAAAGCCGUAUACGAUAACAAAGCAAAGGGAAAGGUGGACAGAAGAAGAGCAUAAGAAAUUUCUUGAAGCUUUGAAACUUUAUGGCCGAGCAUGGAGAAAGAUAGAGGAGCAUGUUGGGAGCAAGACGGCAGUCCAAAUCCGUAGUCAUGCCCAGAAAUUCUUUUCAAAGGUCCAUUGUUCACUCUUUACCCUGGUUUAAUGUGGUACGGGAAACAAAUAACACCAAUGCAAACUCGGUUGACCCUAUUGAGAUUCCACCACCUCGUCCUAAGAGGAAACCGUCACACCCAUACCCUCGCAAACUUGUGCUUCCAUCCAGAAAUGAUAUGGCUAUGGAGCAGCAAGCAAGAUCUGCAUCUCCGAAUUCUUGGAUCUCUGAGCAAGAGAAUCAGUCCCCUACUUCAGUUUUGUCUGCUGUUGCCUCGGAUACAUUGGCGUCUGCAGAGUCAGCUACACCGAAUACCAGCCCAUCGCCAAUGUCUUCCGGUGAUUUUGCUGACCAAGUUGCCAUGUUCCAAUCGGAAGAUAAUGCACCUCAAGGCGAGGUGCAUGUUUCCAACUCAGUGCCAAUUGUUCCAGCUUCAGUGAAAUUGGAGCUUUUUUCAGAUAAGGAGUCAUUUGACAAGGACGAAUCAGCUUCUACAAAGGUCUUUAAACUGUUUGGAAAAGAUGUAGUAGUCCCUGGAUCCUCAUCUGAUUCACCGAGUUGCCUGAGCAAGUCGCCCUCUUCGGAUAUGGGGGAAGGAGUACUCCAGGCAUAUCCAGAAGAUUAUAAGUCUGCUGAUAUUCCUAUGAGAUCUGUUGAAACUUCAGAGGACCUUCCAACAUUUUACUACAUGAAUAGAAGUGCAAACCAGGUAGAGAAACCAACUCCUCUACCAUGGUGGGUUUUCUUCAGAGGAAUAUCAGUUCCCCCAUUUGGGGAUACGCAAGAGAAGGGAAGUGCAAGAGAGGGAUCAUCUGCAGAUUCAGAUAGUGAUUCCGUGAACGGAGGAGAAACUUUAGACAAGAACUGGGAGACAGAGACAGAGUCUGGUCAAUGUGGUCCAUCAUCUCACAAAGAAAGCAAAUUUUUAGAGGAUCCAUGUCCUGAGAAAGAAUGCACUUUGCUGGAGAAGAGAAUUAGUGUUGACAAGGCUAGAAAGGGCUUCGUCCCAUAUAAAAGAUGCGUAUCGGAGAGAGACAUGCAAUCAUCCAUGAUAAGCAGCGAAGAAAGAGAAAGUCAAAGAAUUCGGCUUUGCUUGUAGUAUUGUGUCCAAAUGAGAUUUUCUUAUUUAGAUAGCACAACAUAUAUAGCAUUCCUGACUGAUAAACUCAGUUCAGUAUUGAUGAAGAACCGAUUGUGUCAUAUGUGUAGCAAUUUUUGGUCGCGACCUGGUGGUUAAGUGACAUUUGUGUGUAACACUGCCACAAAACCGUGAGGCAAAUGGAUAGUGGCGGAUGAGCAGAUGGCGCGGCCAACCAAAGACUCCUCAGAAAGUGAUAGUUGAGCUUGGUUUUGUAUCUAUGUCCUAUUUUUUUUAACUUGCUGGAUCUUUUGACCCUUGUUCUGCUACUCGUUGUUAUCAAGUUUCCCGCAAGUUUAUAGUUCUAAUAAUGAUCGGGAGAUUUGGUUUUUAGAACAUGAGGUAUUGUACCUUAGGAUCUAGUUCAAUUUUUUUUUCCCUCUUGCCUUUUUUUGGCGCUUAUGAAUUGUGAAUUAUGAACAUUUUUUGUAUGAAGUUCACGGAAUGGUGGAUAAUCUGUUGUUGUUACUUA